Molecule: messenger RNA, 2635 nt
Organism: Lepisosteus oculatus (spotted gar)
Lineage: Eukaryota; Metazoa; Chordata; Actinopteri; Semionotiformes; Lepisosteidae
Product: cell surface glycoprotein CD200 receptor 1
Biological process (GO): regulation of neuroinflammatory response
Molecular function (GO): signaling receptor activity
Source: RefSeq, a predicted model, not a curated record
AAAAGGAUACAAAACAGACAGAAUGGAACAUUUCUGCACAUCCCUCAUUUUCAGUACAAGGAUGAAGGGAUUUACUACUGUGAGGUAGUUUAUCAGGGAGGCUUGCACGCUUCACAGAUCAACGUGUCUGCUAGAGUUCCACCGAAGAUAAAUUUGGUGUAUGACAUCACCCAGAAGAUGGCCACUUGUACAGCAGCAAACAGUAAACCAGCCGCCAACAUUUCCUGGAUUGGAGUGUCGAACUGGACCGAGAAAACCACCAAGAACCCAGAUCACACAUACACUGUGGAGAGCUCGGCCAGCAUCCCUGACAACACAUCCCUGCAGAAUGUGUCCUGUGUAGUUGAGCACCCAGUUUGGAAGGAGGGUGUACAUAAGACCGUCGGACUACCUCUUGAAAAUUUCCCUUCUUUCCCUCUCACGUGGACGAUCAUUUCUGUAAGCUUAUCCGGAUUUGUAGUUCUCAUUCUUGUAGCAUCCUUCUUUAUAAGAAAACAUCUAAGCAAAAUCAGAAAUUGCUGCAAAUCCAGCAUUCCUGCACCACCUCCAGCCAACAGAAAACAGGAUGUGGAAGAACUCGAGCCUUAUGCAAGCUAUGUUGAACGGGUGAACUCUAUCUACAACUCAUCAGCAGAGCUGUGCAAUGCAUAGACUUGUAACUGAUGCAACCCAGCAGCCAUCUUCAUACAAAACCUCGGGCUGAGAGCUGUUCCUCAGAAUGGAAUCAGAGAAAGAAACAUAAAAUAGAAUUUGUAGGAGACGCUUGGUGACAGUAAGCUGCUGUUCUCAAUGGAGGAAACCUCAGACUUGCACAAAAAAAAUAUAUUUUUUUCUUUACACUAUAGCCAUGAAACUAAAAUGUCCAUUUUGAAUUCUCAGCUUUGGCUGUAACAGUGAAGUUGAAAAUUGUGUACAGGCCAUUAUGCAUGUGUUUUUACUGCAACAGCAUUCACACCUGUUAACUCAAUUCAGACUUGAAUGGGAAUAGUUAGACCCAAAAAUGGGAGAACACUUUACUCUGUAUUCACUUUCAAUGAAUAAGGUAUUAAAAAUUGAUGUUUUUAUUUAUUCAUCACCUAUAUCAUAAGGAUACACAAUAUUACCCUGUUUCAAAACUUCAAUAUUGUUCAGUAUCAGACAUACCUCCUGAUUCUGUAAUACAUUCCUACUGUAUGUGUGCCAGCUGAAAUUGAGCAAACUGUCAAUAUCUGACUUUAGGUCCUUCGUAAUGUAUGGGCAAUCCAUUCCCUUUCUUUAGGUAUCCCCACAGGAACAUAUUAAAUUGGCUCACGGGACUUUAGUGGCAGAACAAAACUGGGCAGAAAGAGUUCAAGUAGGAAGCUGCAGUACGUCAGCAUGCACAGGAAAAAGUCAAGGUUUAUUCCAUGCUGAAAAGAGAAGAAAAGAAACAAUGUUGACACCCACUGAGUGGGCUGCACAGUCAAAAUGUUGUGUUUUUUUUCUUCUGGACAGGAAGAUAUUAGGAUGUCACAAAUUUCAAAAGUCACAAUAAAAACUUCACUGAAUGCUACAGAAUUGCAUGUCUGGAAACACAUUGUCCACAAUGAACACUUGUUUUUUCACCUUGUAUGACAACAUCACGAAUAUGUACUGCUUUGGGAUCUCUUGAAACCAAUUAGGUCUUUAAAGAACAAACUUCUGAAUCCUUAUAACUGUCAAAAGAACACAAAUUAAAUAACAAUAGAUUUAAAUAGUCUGCAGAACACAUGUGCCUAGAUGUAAUAUUUCACUCCUCAGUUUUCUCUACACAGUGAUGUAUAGUGACAAAACAAGGUCUUGUAAAUAAUUUUUCAUUAUAUGAUCUUUCACCCCCCUUGGGGAGCUCUUUAUUUUACGUUUAGGAAAUAGUACAUAGCUGAGACAGAACUGCUCUGUGAGAUUCACAUUGUUAUAGCAUCCAGGUGAAACAGGUGACAGCUCUUGGUCCCACAUCCUUAGUGGUUUGAUUGGCUGGAUCGACUGACAUUACAGCAGGUUGCUUGGAAAUCCAAAUACGUGUAACAGCAAAAACCUUCUCUUUGAUUUUGGUUAUCCUCAAAUGGUAGCAAUUCUUCUAGAGCAGGUCGAACUGUACAAAAUGAAAACAGAAAAUGUUUGUGUGGGACACAAGCCUUAAAAAUGUUUUUGCAGGGUGUUUUAGGGCAACAGUCUACUCUGGUUCUGUUUUGUAACUAAAGUACAUGUCCAGAAUUCAGGAUCUGUGUCUUGCAUUUCCUGUAACACAUGAUUAUUUAAACCUUGUGUAUAAAACAGGCUCAUCCUUUUCUGUUUAUUGAUGUGUGUUAUUGAUGCAAGUCCCAUAUGUUAUUCAUAUUAAGAAGAGUUCCAUUUAGAAGUGUGAAUGGCAGUGGACAGAGUGUGCCCUGUUAACUCUAUUGUACUGUUUCUUUUCUUCUUGUGUUAUUCCUUUUAAAUGGACAGUCUUGGGGAAGUGUGCAAUCUGAAUGCUUUUCUCUAAAUAGGGACAUUUCUGCAUUUAAAAGUGAACUUUGAAAAUAAUGUUGGUUAUCAUUUUUCCAAUUUCAUGUUACCUAUCAUGGGAAAAGAUGUAAAUGGUGUUAAUAUAAAUUAUCAACAUACUAUUUGUGUCUGUACUUUAACAUUAAAAGUUAAA